AAGACAUAUCACGCCUAAACAGACCUGAAUGCCUAUCGGAUACAUAUGUAUGUUACAUAUGUCAGGUUGCAUAUUAUAUUAGUAUUCACAACGUGUAGACGAAGGACUGGAGGAGUAUUACAUUACCCUGUUGAACUUCGACACCUGGCGUGCUUUUCAGGCCUCCUUGUAAGAUUUAGAAAGAGGCGAUGGCAGAGGGUAUCCGAGAUGUUUCAACCAUUUCCGACGAUCAUCGAAAUGAUUCUACUUGUGCCGAAGAGAACGGUCUCAUGAGUUGGUUUAAUCCCGUUGCGCUCUUCAAACUCUUCAGUACUUCUACUAGUUCUACAGCCAUUGAGAAUGAAAGAACGGACAACGGAGCUGUUUCAACGUCGGAUGACCACGGAUUACAGGAGAUGACGAAGGCACUUCACCAGGUUAGAACGUGCUGGAGUCAAUUGAUCUUUGAGACGCCAAAUGGCAAGGUCACCCUCAAGACCUCGCUCAUGGAACAACUUCAACCUAUGAGGCCAGAUGACAAAACAUAUCGUAAUGAUCUUGAGUUAACGGGGAUUACCCUUAUCAAUCUGAAGAACAGCUCCGAUCCCCUUUUCCAGUCACUAGAACGGAUGUUGUCAGAGGACCAGGAGUUUUUGACAGUGUUCGUGAAGGCUUUUCAUGCAACGCUUGAAUGGUCGAUCACGGAGUCCGACAUUAAUCUCCUGUACGUCGAGGUACUACGGAUAUUGAAUGAGAUCAAUGAGAAAAAUGGGUACCCGGUGUCUCGUCGCUUGUUCUGGCUCCAAGGCCUGGAAUCUAGUCCACAUUUACCGGUGACCUACACCAGUACGCCCGGAAUACCACGUCCGGAUCCAAGGCCUUCACGUUUGUUGACGUACCUUUUCUACUCAACGUCAGAACAAAAUGGAAGUACGUGUCUCUUGAAGCUGGUCUGAUCAAGGACCGAGAAAUGUUGAAUUCAGAAGAGAACGCUAUCAGGCGACAUAUCUAUGAGACGAUAUGUGCCG
Molecule: messenger RNA, 1007 nt
Organism: Strongylocentrotus purpuratus (purple sea urchin)
Lineage: Eukaryota; Metazoa; Echinodermata; Echinoidea; Camarodonta; Strongylocentrotidae
Exons: 7
Coding region: 189-935 (248 amino acids)
Source: RefSeq, a predicted model, not a curated record